Messenger RNA from Falco peregrinus (peregrine falcon), 2439 nucleotides. It is a transcript of the gene ELMOD3, whose product is annotated as ELMO domain containing 3. NCBI's taxonomy places the organism in Eukaryota, Metazoa, Chordata, Aves, Falconiformes, Falconidae. Bases 218 to 1303 code for a protein of 361 amino acids. The transcript is spliced from 10 exons. The record is from RefSeq and is a predicted model, not a curated record.
GAGUCAGGGGGCGGCGAGGGCCGGGGGGCGUCAGCGCACAGGGCUGGCCGCGGGUGGAGCCAGCCGGUGCUUGCGGGCAGCCGGGUCCCAGGAGAGGCCUCGGGCCUGCGGGGGGGCCGGGGGACCCGUGAGCCCCGGGGGGGCCGCCCGGCCCCGCCGCCUGAGGCUCCGCUGCGGCUCCCGUCGAGCGGGCAGGCCGCCUUCUUCCCCGCAGGGCAUGAGCGGCGGCGGCGGCUCGGCGCGGCCUGAGGAGCGGCGGCGUUUCCCCCCGCCCGGCAAGUCCCUCCCCAUCUCGGCUUUGAGAGAAAAUGGUCUGCUGCAGGCCCUGGUGCAGGGCGCGGGGCAGCCCGCAGGCACCGAGAUCAGCGAGGAGCUGCGGCGAGCGCGGCAGGAAUGGGAGGCUGUGGAAGAGAGCCAGUCAGGGCUGGGAGGAACAUUGGCCAGUGCCGCACCCCUGAUCUCCUUCAACGAAGCGCUGCAGUACUUCCAGACAGCUGACCUCUCCGAGUGCAGGAAGAAGGUCCGGGUGACGGCACGCAGGCAAGGCCUGGCUGCUCUGGUUCGCUUCCUCUUCGGCCCUCCCCGACUCCAGCCGCAGCUGCAGGGAGAGCGGGAGCUGGCUCUGGCCAUGGCACAGUGUGGUUUGGAUGAUAACGAGAGAGUGCACAUGAGGAUCCUGCAGACCAUUUACAAGAAGCUAACCCGCUCCAGGCUGGGCUGCCCGCGCUAUGGGGCACACUGGGAAGAGCUCGGCUUUCAAGGUGCAGAUCCUGGGACCGACCUGCGAGGGACAGGGAUGCUGGGCUUGAUGCAGAUGCUGUACUUCGUCAUGGACUCUCAGACGCUGCCUCUGGCCCGAGAGAUUUUCAAGCUAUCCCAGCACGAAACCCAGAAUUUCCCCUUCUGCAUCAUGUCUGUGAACAUUACCCGCAUCAUCAUCCAGGCCCUGAGGGAGGAACGUCUCUCCAGGGAGUGCAACCGCAGGCAGCAAGUCAUCGCCGUGCUGAACGACAUGUACACGGCGGCCUUUCUGCAGCUCUACCACGUCUGGAAGUGGCAGCACAAGACUGUUGCUGACUCUGGCUUUCUCCUAAAGGAGCUGGAAUUAUCCACCAAAAAGAAACCGAAGCAGCUCCUAAAGUCCCUGGAGGCCUACGUGAACAAAAGCCCCGCAGCAGAUGGCCUUCAGGAACUGUCCCCUGCUUCUACCUCUGGCAAUGGCAGCCGGGCUGGCGAGGAGAUUAACUUCACAGGCGUUUGCGACCUGCAGGUUGAGCUGGAAGGAGAAGCCAGGCUGAUCUGAAACGGAGGGAGAUGCUGCAGGGAGCCCCGCUCACGGCUCAGCUCUUGGAGGGUGCCCGGCUGCUGUCACCUCUGGUCAGGGGGCUCAGGAAGGGCCACGUAGGUCGAGAGUGAUGAGAGGUGGCCGCUGCCCUGAGGAGCAUGGUGAGAGCAGGGUCUGGGCCAAAGUGAGGGCAGUCAGGAGCCGGGACAUCACGGAGAGUAGAUUUUUGCCCUAAACCCCCAAAAAGGGUGGCCUGGUCCUUCCCCAUCUCGCCCCUCAAGCAUCCCAGCUGCAGUGUCAGCGUUGCUCAGUGCUGUGGGAGCGAACCGCAAGAUUUGAUCCUUUCCAGGCAGGAACCUCCCAAAGCAAAGGGGGAAAACGUGGCAGAACAGGUGGAUUUUAUGGGCCACCAGCCGGGGAGCUGGGAUUGUCUGUCUCAAAUCCAUGCUCCUGUCUGUCUUUACCCCCAGCAGGGAAGUUAGUGAUGCUCCAGGCAGAGCUGGAGCAUGGUGACAGGGCUCCUGAAUCAAAUCACAGCUCUGACAGCACCUAGGAGGGUUUAAACCCCCCCACGUCAGGCCGUGGCAUCUUAAUUACACGUUGACAGUGGGGUGGGAGCACGAGCAUGGCCCCAUUGCUGGGGCAGGGGGGCCAGCUUGUGCCCCAGGGCUUGGGGUGUCCCAGUGAACUUCCCCGAGGUGUUACUGUGUGCAUCAGCACUUAAAUAAGUUCUUAAAAGUAGGGGAGAAAGUGCUUUUCUUGGUGUAAAAUAAGACUUUUGGACUUGGAUUUGCUUCUGGUCUCUGCAGCUGGGUGAGGGGAGAGAGUUUCUGCUGGGGGGAGGCUGCUCCCGGGAGCAGGGAAGGGCAAAACAGGGUCAGUCGGGCACCCAGGAGCUGAAUUCAGGGCUCAGCCGUGGGAAAACCACUCCGGAGGAGAGGAACCAGCGUCGGAUUCUGUCCUGCAGCGAGGUGCUGCCGAGGCGGGGAAGAAGAAAAUCCUUCUCAGCCUCCGCGUCUGCGAGGGCAGCUGCUUGGUGUCCAGAAAACCUUGUGAAGAGGAGACAGACAGGACUUUUGCCCGCAGGUUCCCGGAGGCUGCGGUGCGGUUUCCCAACAUGUUCCCUCCCUUCCCAGCUCCCUGUGCCCCCCUUC